Molecule: messenger RNA, 1644 nt
Organism: Raphanus sativus (radish)
Lineage: Eukaryota; Viridiplantae; Streptophyta; Magnoliopsida; Brassicales; Brassicaceae
Product: myosin-binding protein 7
Exons: 4
Coding region: 419-1471 (350 amino acids)
Source: RefSeq, a predicted model, not a curated record
UAGAAUUUUACAACACAAGAAGUUUUCAAACCACAAUCAAAGAUGAAAGGUGACACGCCGCACUCAAAAUUAAAGAUCACAUUAAGGCUUUAAUCAUUCAAAGAUUACUUCCACCAAAAUAUGUCCCAGCUCCUAUUGUUUGAGAUAUUCCAGCAUUUCAUCAUUUUUUUAUUCACUGCUUUUCUGAUACAGUCCUCUUUUUGAAAAAGUUUUAUUUUGAUUAUUUCUUUAUGUUAGAGAAGAAGAUGUUGAAGAACUUUGUUCUGUUUAUGCUCUGAGAUACUUUUCUAGCCUGACUACUUUUGAUACUGAAUAUUUAUCUCUUCUAUUUGAAGCUUUGCCUCUGUUCAAAGAGAUUAAACUAGUCAUCACUCUCAUAGGAUCUGCAAGUUCAUCAAUUCUACAACCUCUUAGAGACAUGGUUGAACGAAGCCACAGCUUUGAUAUACCAGGAGCUGAGAUAACUGAUCUAAGAAUGGCUCUUUAUGAGCGGAAAGAAGUAGUCGAGAGGCUCCAAGACGAGUUAGACGCAGAGAGGGAAGCAUCUGCCACGUCAGCGAGCGAGGCUAUGUCAAUGAUUCUCAGGCUGCAAGGAGAGAAAGCCGAGCUGGCCAUGGAAGCUGGACAGUACAAGAGAAUAGUCGAAGAAGAAAUGUCUCACGCUGAGAUGUCCUUUGCGCUGCUAGAGGAUUUUAUUUACCAGAAGGAGGUUGAGAUCACUGCGCUUGAGUAUCAAGUGGAAGCUUAUAGAAGCCAGCUUAUGAGCUUGGGGUAUAGUGAGUUUAAUAGCUUGGAUGUUAAGCUUCAGGAGGAUGAGGUGAAUCAUCAUCUGUCGCUACUGAGUGAUAGGUCUCAGACUCCAGAGCUGGUGGAUGAUCUUUCUGAACCUGUGGAGAAGGAAGUUAUUGAGCAGAGUUUGGAUUCACAGAAGAGUUCUUUAGAUGUGUACUGGGAACAGAUCAAGAAGCUGGAUGAGCAAGUGAAAGAGCUUACACAUUUUAGAGACUCCAUGCAAUACAAGACUUCGUUGACUGAGUCUGGAGUAAACAAGGGAGAAGGAGAUGUUGCAAGCUCAUCAAACUCUCGUGAAAGGAAAGAGGGAGCAAAGGGUUUGUGUAAAACUGAGGAAACUCUGGUGAUAAAAGUUGCAAAGCAGACAAAGAUGGACAAAAGAUCACCUAGACAGACGAGAGACAGAAGCGGCAAGAGAAACCGUGCAGAGUAUCAAUCUGAACUUCAGCGGUUGAGACAGAGAGUAGAGAGGCUGGAGAGGGAAAGAACUAAGACAGAGCCUGAAACUAGUGGAGUGGUCAAGGAAGAAGAGAUUAGUCUAGUGAGGGAAACCAAAGAGGAGGUAAGUUCUGUGAAAUCAUCUGAAGUGAAGAGCGAGAAUAGAUUGGACAAUCUACAACCUUGGAUAGACCCAGCCAUUGUUUCCAUUCAAGAGGCAAUGCUUUACUUCUGGCUAUGAGACAAAGAAAAGAAAGUGAAAAGAUUUUUGUGUUAUGUUGAGUGUUGGUCAUUGUGUUCUGUUCAUCUUGUAUAUUUGUGUGUAAAUAUGUAUUGAGAAGAACAAGUUAGACUCAUUGAGUGAUAGACAAUGUGUACUGUUUUUUUUCUUCCAGCAAGUUAUCAAAACCAGCA